This is a messenger RNA of Myotis davidii, 1997 nucleotides long. Its product is annotated as acyl-coenzyme A synthetase ACSM2A, mitochondrial. Gene Ontology annotation, biological process: fatty acid biosynthetic process; acyl-CoA metabolic process. The record is from RefSeq and is a predicted model, not a curated record. Gene Ontology annotation, cellular component: mitochondrial matrix. Gene Ontology annotation, molecular function: fatty acid ligase activity; fatty-acyl-CoA synthase activity. The transcript is spliced from 15 exons. Lineage: Eukaryota; Metazoa; Chordata; Mammalia; Chiroptera; Vespertilionidae.
AGAGACUUCCUGGAAGGACUUGGCAGGGCCCAUGAAAGGGAGAUCUGCCAGGUCUUAGCGAAGAAGCAGCACUGGGCAGAGGAGUCUGGCCAUGCACUGGCUGCAGAAACUCCAGGGAUCUGCAUCCGAAGGAGGACUCAGAUGGCCUGCCACACUGUCCACAUUCAUACCAAGCAACGGGCAUCGCUGCCGUGGGGCCACCAGGAAGUCCCUGCCAGGUUUAACUUCGCGAUUGAUGUGAUGGAUUACUGGGUUGGCAUGGAGAAGGCCGGCAGGAGAGCCCCGGGCCCUGCCCUGUGGUGGGUGAGCAGCCACGGGGAGGAGGUGCGCUGGGACUUCGGACAGCUGCAGGAGCUCAGCCAGCGGACAGCCAAUGUCCUCGCGGGAGCAUGCGGCCUGCAGCGUGGAGACCACGUGGCCGUGGUGCUGCCCCGGGUGCCCGAGUGGUGGCUGGUGACACUGGGCUGCAUGCGAGCAGGCCUCGUCUUCAUGCCCGGGACCAUCCAGAUGACGGCCAGGGACAUCCUCUACAGGCUGCAGGUGUCCAGGGCCAGGGCCAUCGUGGCAGAGGAGGACGUGGCCCAGGCAGUGGACACUGUGGCACCCGACUGCCCGUCUCUGAAGACGAAGCUACUGGUGUCUACAAAAGGCCGGGAUGGGUGGCUGGACUUCAAGACGCUCCUGCAAGAUGCGUCCCCCACUCACCGCUGCGUGGAGACAGGAGGCCAGGAAGCGGCGGCCAUCUACUUCACCAGCGGGAGCACCGGGCUCCCCAAGAUGGCAGAGCACUCCCACGCCAGCCUGGGCGUCAAAGCCAAGAUGGUCGCUGGCCUGUGGACAGACUUGCAAGCCUUGGACCUGAUCUGGACCAUAACAGACACGGCGUGGAUACUAAACAUCCUGUGCUCAUUUCUGGAACCCUGGACGUCGGGGGCAUGCGUAUUUAUCCAUCUCCUGCCGAAGUUUGACCCACUGGCCAUCCUACAGGUGCUGUCCAGCUACCCCAUCAACAACAUGGUAGGGGCCCCCAUAGUCUACUGAAUGCUGGUGCAGCAGGACCUGUCCAGUUACAAGUUCCCAUACCUGCAGAGCUGCUUCAGCGGUGGCGAGGCCCUCCUCCCGGGCACGCUGGCAAGCUGGCAGGCGCAGACAGGACUGGACAUCCGCGAGUUCUAUGGCCAGACGGAGACGGGACUCACCUGCAGAGUUUCCAAGACAAUGAAAGUCAAGCCCAGCUGCCUGGGAACAGCGAUCCCCCAUUAUGACGUGCAGGUCAUCGAUGACCAGGGCCACGUCCUGCCACCUGGGGUGGAGGGAGACUUGGGCAUCAGGAUCAAACCCAACAGGCCCAUAGGCAUCUUCUCAGGCUACGUGGACAAUCCUGAGAAGACAGCAGCCAACAUUCGAGGGGACUUUUGGCUCAUGGGAGACCGGGCCAUCAAGGAUCAAGACGGAUAUUUCCAGUUCAUGGGGCGAGCAGAUGACAUCAUUAACUCCAGCGGGCACCGGAUCGGACCUGGAGAGGUGGAGAAUGCACUCAUGGAGCACCCUGCUGUGGUGGAGACGGCUGUCAUCAGUAUCCCAGACCCCAUCCGAGGAGAGGUGGUGAAGGCCUUUGUGGUCCUGGCGCCACCGUUUCUGUCCCAUGACCCGGAGCAGCUCACCAGGGAGCUGCAGCAGCACGUGAAGUCGGUGACCGCCCCGUACAAGUACCCAAGGAAGGUGGAGUUUGUCUUGGACCUGCCCAAAACGGUCUCUGGGAAAAUCCAGCGGAUGAAGCUUCGAGAGCAGGAGUGGAAGAGGUCUGGGCCAGCCAGGGCCCCAUGAUGCCUGCAGGGGUUUCUUUGGGCCCUGCCUUUGUCCCUUCAUUCCCUUCGGGGCAUCUGCCUUCCUGGGAAAUGUGAGAUUCUUUAUGACAAGACAUCUGAGUUUUGUCUCCCUGAAUGUGAGCUCAAAAUCGUCCAUGUUACAUGUUGAAAGAAGAAAGGGAGAAUGGG